AUGGAAUACCUAUCAAGAACCCUUAAUUUGGCCAGUGAAGAACUAGAGUUUAAAUUUCACCCUAGGUGCAGCAAAAUCAAACUCAACCACCUAGCUUUCGCAGAUGACCUUAUGUUGUCCUGCAAGGGUGACCUCCAAUCCAUCAGCAUCCUGAUCAAGACGGUCGAUUACUUCUCCUCAUGCUCCGGCCUCAAAGCAAACAACUCCAAAUCAGGUAUUUACCUUACAGGAGUCAGCAACGAGUUCAGAGCCCAGGCUGACCAAACCAUAGACUACAGCUUUGAGAGCCUUCCAGUUAAGUAUCUUAGGAUGCCUAUUACCUCAAAAAGGUACUCAGCCACAGACUAUGAGUAUUUGGUAGAUAAGAUGACAGCUCGAAUCAGAGUAUGGUAUGUAAAAAACCUUUCCUACACUGCUCGCCUCCAGCUAGUGAACUCCGUCCUAAUGAGUAUUACUAACUAUUGGUGUCAAGCUGUCAUCCUUCCCAUAAAGGUCAUCCGACAGGUGAAUGCAAUCUGCAGAUCUUUCCUUUGGUUUGGUUCCAUAGAGUCCAAGAACCUUGGGAAUAUCAGCUGGGAGAAAGCUAACCACCCCAGAAGUAGGUUCAUAGCCUGGUUAGCUUUCAACAAUCGACUGAAAACAAAACAUCGCCUAAAGCUUGCUGGGGUGGUUGACUCUGACACAUGCUCGAUCUGCAAAUUGGAGAGUGAAACAGUGAACCAUAUCUUCUUCCAAUGCCGCUUUAGUCAAGAAUGUCUAGCCUAUCUAAAGAAGCGUUGGGCAUGUCCUCCUGACAUAGAUAGCUUCGCCUUUAUGUAUAGCUUUUUUGAGGUUUCCCGCUUUCCUCCCUUGCACAUGAAGAGUGACACUUUGAAACCCUUCCUAGAAGAUGGACUCUGUGUUCACACUGAUGCAAACAUGGGGAGAUAA
This is a messenger RNA of Amaranthus tricolor (Joseph's coat), 930 nucleotides long. RefSeq lists its product as uncharacterized. The record is from RefSeq and is a predicted model, not a curated record. The transcript has 3 exons. Bases 1 to 930 code for a protein of 309 amino acids. Lineage: Eukaryota; Viridiplantae; Streptophyta; Magnoliopsida; Caryophyllales; Amaranthaceae.